AUGGCCUCCCACAAGCCAACUUACGCCCAGGCCCUCGCCCACGCAAAAGUCCUCCACGACGACUUCCAAACCGAACUCGCCGCCUUCCGCCAGAAUCUCAGCUCGCACUGGGACAGCUGUAAGGACAUCCUCGAAACCUUUGAAGACGGGGAUGAUUUGAUUGGGGGUCGGGAAGCGGACCGUGUGGAGGUGAAGAAAGGGCGGUACACAGAUGAUGAGUCCGGGACAGGCCAGGGCAAUGGUGAACAACCUUGGGUCUUUGAAGAGUAUGACCCCGGAGCUUCAGGCAAGGCUGGCCCUGAGGAAUGGUGGGAGGAUUCGGAGAAGAAAGAGGCGAAUCUUAUUGAUCUGAGCUAG
Colletotrichum chrysophilum is the source of this 357-nucleotide messenger RNA. RefSeq lists its product as uncharacterized. Lineage: Eukaryota; Fungi; Ascomycota; Sordariomycetes; Glomerellales; Glomerellaceae. The transcript has a single exon. The record is from RefSeq and is a predicted model, not a curated record. The coding region runs from base 1 to 357 and encodes 118 amino acids.